AAUAAAAUGCAUCUUAUUCACUUUCCAUCUUCAUAAAACUGAAGGAAUUCACUAUCUUUAAAUUAUGUUACAUUAUCACAAAUUUAUCUUAUAUUUAAAUCCUUGUCCACUAUAUCCGGACCAUUGUGAGACCAGAAUGGACAUGGACAGUUCUAAAGUUCGUACAGAUCACGAUAUUUUAAAUCACUUGUUGAGUUUUAAAACGGCAAAAAGGCCCCGUUAAAUGACUUUCAGGUAAACAUUUUUUGAUUCGCUAUUUCUCUGCUAUAUCUCUGGUCGCUAUCAAAAUAUAAGUUGCGACUACCUGAAACUCCAAUGCAUUGAAACCAUUAACAUGACAUAACUACUACAUAUAAAUGCAAGAACUCAAACUCUCUGGCAGUAAUUAACAUAUCGCUCUUUGGUAAUUAACAUAUCAUUCAACAGAUAAUUGACUUGCAAUGUAUUAUAGUUUUUUUAUAUUCGCUACUCUCCAACACUUGGUGAAUCGAAUUAUAAUGGAGAAAAGCGUGCAAGUGUUUUAUUGAGAUAUUUGCUUGCUGUCUUCGAAUCACCAAGCGUUGGAGAGGACUCAAUCGAAUAAAUUAUAAUUUUUGUUCAAACAAACUGACAGUUACAACCCUGCGUUGACAUGUUCACUGACACGCGCAAUUCCCAUUCCCUCCUUCUUUUCGUGACAAAAACGAUAUUUCGGGUCUUAGGUUUACUAUACACAAAUGUAAUUUUUACAAGUCUCAAUUAAAAAAAAAAUGUAUUUUAAAUUUUAAGACCUUUUUUCAUUUAAGUCAUUAAUGUUUAACUUGGUUUAUAAUGUGUAAAAUUUGUUAGCACAGAAGAGGUAUUAGCAAACUCUCUUGAAUAAAUUCAUUUCGAUAAAUUUAUUGUAGCGAGCACAGAAAUGGCUAAUGAAGAUAUAAUUAAAAUGCAGGAGUUUAUUAAGAUUCAAAAAACAUUUACAUUGAUCAAUGUUUGAACACGUUACAAGUCUCACUGAAGUGGCACAUCGGUAAAAACGGCGGCUUAUAGUUUGAAUGUUUCAAUAUUUUUACACAGAAAAGAUAGAGGACUUGGUUUAUUCUUUGUAUACAAUUAAUAGUAAGAUGUCUUUGGGUAUAGGAAAGAUCGGUAACUGUAUAGUCUUAUUUUGACGCGAAGAUAAAAAAUCCGUGAGCGCAAAAAGAAUUUUUGAAAAUAAUUUAUGUAUAAUUUUAUUAAAAUAUAUUUAACAUACAUGUGAAAAAAAAAAUACUGAAGAAAUAUAACUCUCACAAUUUCUUUUACGUCGGGAUCUGAUGUUAUAGACGAAUAGAGGAGAUCGUCCAAUUACUUUCUGCACUGGCAGCCUUCGGCCGUGCUUCACAAAAAUAACCCUAGUCGGUCCAACACCGGGGUGUCCAUAGUUCUUUUGCACCGAACUCCUUUUAGCACGCAUAAUAAUUACGGACACCCCGAUGUUAGACUGACCAGGGUUAUUUUUUGAGGUAUAUUGGGUAGAGCGGAGCAGUUUAAAGUUAAUGUGUGGCUGCUUGCAUCGAGUACGACGAAAGUGGGCAGACGUUCUGAGUACUUAUGAUUGUUCAAAAGGUUAGAACUUCUGAAGUUCUUAACGUGCAGUACAAAGGUCCAAGGGGAGGGCAAUUGAGAAUUACGAAAACCUUGCAGAAAUUGAAGCUAAGGUUUUAUUGUACUGGUUGUCGUCAAUCAGCUAUGGAAAGGAUUGCGAAGUAUGCUGAGCCCAUUGUAGCUAAAGGAUCAAGGUCCAGGAGUCAUGGCCAUAUGAGGCAGUACAAUUCGGAUGCGCCAGUUGAGCAAAUAGGCAUGGAUGGCUACCAGAUUGUUCAGCACCAACAGUUCUAGCUAGAUUGUUGCUGUGUUAAGAGCAAUUGAGACAUAAGCAAGAAGUUGUAAGCUCGAUUAAGUUAUAGCUAUUAAAUUGGGACUUUUAUAUAACAAUCCAAUGAUCGAACUCAGGAGUAAGUUACGAGGUAGACGAUUUAUCGAGAAAUCCGUUGCAAUGUUUUUAAUUACACAGUACACAUUGAAAUAUGUCCAAAAGAUAAAUUUAUUGUGCGUGUUUUAAGAAAACAUAUAUAGUUUGUCAAAAACCACUUUACACACUGAUAUAAAAAAAAAUUUUCUCACUGAAAUAAAAAUUUUGACUUUAAAUGAUUAAAGCAUAAUCAUCUUUGCUUUGAAGAAAUUGUUUUUAUAAAAACCAAAGUUAAUGACGAAAAUAUACCGACUCAAGUUGACUCGCUUGUGUGAACGCUAUGAGCGACACCAAAAGAGAAGAUAAUAAGUGUCAAACGAGUCCUCGUCUGAACGCAGUAAUCAUGAUUACUAUCGGUAUCAAAAUCGAUGCAAUUAUUAUUAUUGUGUCGGUUAUUAUCGAAGGAUAGCGAAAAAUUUAAAUUGUGGUUCACUAUUACAAAAUUCAAUAAAUAUUCUUAGUAAAAUUCUAUAAUGGAAUUGGAGAAAAGAGAAAGACGAAGCUCGCUCAAGCACAAUGAUUCAGUUGGGGUCAAAAGAUUUGGCGGUGAUGUGGAUGGUGUUAAACCAAAGCGUCGAAUAAGCUUUUGUGGGAGAAAGUCUGUGAGGGAAUUUCAUGCAGAAGAAAAACCCAGAAGUUGGAAUAACUCCUAUGAAAUUUCAGAUCACCUCAAUACAACUGGAAAUAGUUCAUUAGGUUGCAAGAGUACUAUGGUAAUUAGAAAUUCAAGUACUGAUUAUGGGGAAAAUGAUAUAAAUGUUGGAAUUAAUUUGAGUGGAUCCAAAAAUUGUCAUCAAAUCAGAAAUCAGUGUAAAGUUGCUUUAAGAGAAAUUAACUCGGAGAUACCCAACAUUGCAAAAGAGGUUUUUAAUAACAUUGGAAAUAGUAAUCUAGAUUGUGGAAACAAAAAUGAGAUUAAUGGUUCACAACCAAUAACUUCGGAGGACAUUUUCUACGCAAAUGAAGACAUUUUGACGCAUGACAAAAGUGUUAGCAUGGGUAACCAUCACAUGAGUGUAAUGCAGGUGAUGGAAAUGGAUAUAUCAAAAGUACGUGAGAAUGAAGCUUAUCAAACAGAUAAACUUAUAAAUGUUAAUAAUUGUGAGCAAACCGAAGACAUCACUAAAAAUUUUAACAAUCAGCAUAUAUUUGGGUCCAUACAAUCAGUAAAGAUUGCGGGUAGGAGAUUGUCAAUUAAAACUGAGGGACCUAUGGAUAUUUCUAGACAUUUAAAUCAGUAUAUGCAAAAAAGUUCGGAAAACAAUUAUUCUUAUAUAAAUUCUAAAGAAAAAUUACAAAUAACUGUAACAGAAACGAAUGCUCCAAAAGUGGAUGCCUUAAGAAAGGUAUGCUCCUCAUCUGAAAAUAUAUUGACGGGUACCUUAGCGAAAAUAAAGGAUUCCCAUCUUCUAUGCGGGAAUUUAAUAAUUGAAUCAGAUCCAGAUGAUCAGCAUACUAAUAAUAACUCCCUUUUGAGUAUAGAGACUAAAUUGCAUAUUAAAAAUUAUGAGAACAGUUCAUUACGCAGCGUUAGUUACAACUCGCCUUUGUUUCCACCAAUUAAAAGUAAGAAGAUAAAUCUUCGUCAGUUGAAUGCUGAAAUUUGUGAUGGAAAAAUAAUUGUGUUCCCUAAUAAAAUCAAACAAUGUCCCUUAACUAAUCCUAAUGAUAACUCUACAUUUAAAACGAUUUUAAAACGUGAUACUAAUGAUAUCUCAUACAAUACAGAUACUAAGAAUGAUACAUCAAAAUUUUCGGUAUAUCAAGAUAUGACAUCAGACAGCACAAGUUUUUUUGUGAAAGAAAAAGUAGGUGACGAGACGGGUUUUAUAAAUGUGUCAAAACUAUCUGCAAAUGGAUAUGAAAGAGACACAAUUCAAUGCAGCUCCGAAAUCGAUACAUCUUCCACCAAAAUGGUAUUAACCGCUUCAAUAAUAAAAGAUAUAAAUCUUGAGAGUAUAAGCAUAGAUUUUUACAACAACUUACAAAAUACCAACGAAUUAAAAUCUAGUAAAUAUAUCUUAAAUGGCAAAGAACCGAAUAAAUCAUCUAAAGAACUUAUGAGGUCGAUAUCUGAUCUCUCAGAUAUGAGCUUGAAUUUAACUAGUAUUCCAACCAUAACGAAUGUUUCACCCAAAAGUAUAAAACCAGUAGCUUCUGAAACUUGUGAUGAAACUAAACUUGUCACUAAACUUCAUGUAACUCCACAAAAUAACAAAAAUUUUUAUAAACAAAGGCAUACUAUAUAUUUUAAUCAAGAUAUAUCACCAUUAAAAGCUGACAUACACUCCGUGUCAGGGUUAGAUAGCUAUAAAAUUGAAUUAAAAUCAUCACAUGAUAUAAAUUUGACGGAACAUAAUUAUAAUAAUGAAUUUAAAUGUACUCCGAUUUCGAAAGUUACAAAAGGCAAUAAAGCGGUUAUGAUGCGACAGAAGGCCCUUGAUUUUAGUGACGGUAGUAGCGAUUCGUUGGUAUUAAAUUUAAAAGAAGCAAGGGCUGCAUUAUCUUCUAAUUGUAAACGUAGAAUUGAAGGUACUCCGCAUCGUUCAUUCUUAGAGUUUGUACAUUUAGAAAAAGAAGUGGAAAAGGAUGACGGAAUAUCUUUUGAUAAAAGUGUACUAGAUGAUCUCAAACCAAAAUUGCUGAAGGGACAUACUCUUGAGCAUUUAAGGGAAACGGAACAACAAAAGCAGCGAAGUAAAAUGGAAUCAUUAUAUAACUUUUCAAAUACUAACUCGUCAUAUUUAAACCUUAUAGAAACUGAUAAUCUCAACACACCAUUGAUAUCAAAUUCUAUUUCGGAUCCAAUAUUUUAUAAACGAUCUACAGCAAAUUUGACCCCAAAUUUACCAUUUCCUAAAAAAAGACAACCACUCCUGUUCAACGACUGCCCGAUGAGCGAAUCUAUAAACUGUUCCAAAACCGAGCCUAAAAAUAUAUGUAAUGGGAGCACCAAUGAAGAUAGCCGUAAAAAAUACGCAGUUCCUGAAUCAAUAGAUAAGGAAGCGUACGCACGGAAUCUAAAUACAAGUAUUAUAAAAACUGAUAAGCACACCAAUUGUAAUACAUCUUUUGAUGAUAUCGCAAUAGAGGAAGAUACUAUAGGACACACACAAAUGAAAGUUGAAGCUUCUGAAUGUCGUAAAGUACGGAAUGAAACGAGUCCAAGUAUGAAUAUCUUUCAGUAUCGUAUUCCUAUUACCUCCAAUUGCAAUGUAAAAGAGCGAAAAUCUAUUUCAUUAAAUUCGCCAGUUCUAAGCACAGGAGGUAAUUCUACAAUGAUGUAUGUAACAAAACUUGAGAGCCGGAAUGCAAUUUUGAAACUUCCAUUUGUGUCCGCAACAUCAGAUAACCUUGUAAUUGAGAAUGAAAAUUUUAAGAACGUUGAAUACAUAUGUGAAGACAAUCCAAUAACUAUAUCUGAUGUAUCUGUUCAUUAUUUAACACAACGGAAGUCAUCUAUUAUUAAUGGACUUGAAGAUGACAUUAGAAAUGGAUACUUAACAGACUCAAACAAAACAGACGUUUUUAAUAAACAAUUCAUAAACUUAGAGCGGGAAAAUUCUCCUCUAUGUAUUCCCGAAAUUGACGAUAUUGAAAAAACACGUUUAAGCCUCGUUGAAACGUUCGCUUCUGAAAAUGCUGGAGAUGACGAAGAGAAUGAACGCUCCGAUAUCCAAUCAAUUGAAGAAUUGGUGGUAGAGCAUAACUGUGUCACUAAUCGACAUAUUCCUGUAGAAACAUGUUCUCUAUUACUAAAAGAAAAGGAUACUCCAGUAAAUACAGUUCGGAAUAAAAAUAACAUAAUAACUUGUCGUCGAUGCAAACAUAGCCAGGAAUCGUUUUCUUCUGGAAGUAUGUCAAUCACUAGUGAGUCAUUUGCAUUGCCACCACUGUCUCUGUCACCUUCCCUUGGAUUGGACAAUUUAAUGAGACUCCGUAAUCUUCCAAAAUUGAGGAAUGUCCAUGAUUAUUGGCGGAGAAGGUCGUUGGAAAGAAAUGGUUCAAAUUUAUCGGGCUUAAGCUUUGACUCAGAUUAUGAAAAAACUUCGUCUUCUUUUAAUGAAAUCCUAAAUAAAGAUAAUUACGAAUUUAAAAAAAUAGAGAAACAGCUCAGUGAACUACAGUUGGAAGCAAUAAGAACUGACAUUUCUUUUAAGAAUCUGAAUAAGAUGAUCAGCGAAUUAUUCCCGAAUUGGCUGUUUAACUAUCAAACGAGAGCAAGGAAGAUAAUUACAUUUUUUCAUAAAAAAAUUGUUUCUUUUUCUAUCGAAAUGAUUUACUCCGACGAUGCAAAGCUUGGAAACAAUAUUUCAAUACAAGAUGUUUGUUUACGUACCGGUCGAGUGUCAUCAAAAUAUUGGAAGCCGAUUGAUCACAUCUUAGAUUUCAAUCUCAAGAUUAAUUUGCCAGUUGAUUUAAAAUUGCUUUUAUAUGCUUAUAACAAUGAAGAUCCUAUUCUAAAGCUGCUGCAACACAUGGAUGAGGUUUGCACCAACAUACUUAAAGAUGCCCGUAGCCUGUGGAUAUUAGUUUGCAGAGAGGAAGCUUCUUUGAUAAGUUAUUCAAAUGGAGUGAUUGUGCGAAAGUUUACAUCCGAGGUUAAAGAAGUCACAGAUUAUUAUCCGUACCUUAAAAAAACUGAGUUCCAGAUAGAAGUAAAUAAUAUUCGAACCUUGUCAUUUAAAGAUAUUAUAUCUCCACCGUUGUAUGCAUUUUCUGAAGAGUUACAACUUUUACCCAGUGGUAUAGAUUUUCUCAAAGAAUUUCUUAAGUCUCCCUGGCGAUAUUUAAAACCGUAAUUUUUUUAACACUAAUUAAUUUAUAAUCAUUUGAUAUAACUAUAUACUUCUUAUUAAAGAAAAAAA
Messenger RNA from Bactrocera oleae (olive fruit fly), 6858 nucleotides. It is a transcript of the gene Spc105R, whose product is annotated as Spc105-related. NCBI's taxonomy places the organism in Eukaryota, Metazoa, Arthropoda, Insecta, Diptera, Tephritidae. The record is from RefSeq and is a predicted model, not a curated record.